ACCAUCGUUCACUCACAUUUUGAACUCUCUCUCUCUCUCUCUCUCUCUCUCUCUCAUGGAGUGCCAUUCCUUAAUGAUUGCUGUCUUCGCACUUCUACUGGUUCCACACUCUGUCCUAGCCCGGAAGCCCUGCAAUUUCCCGGCCGUUUUCAACUUCGGCGACUCCAACUCUGACACCGGCGGCCUCUCCGCCGUCUUCGGACAGGCCCCGCCGCCCAAUGGCAUGUCCUAUUUCCAUGGUCCCGCCGGCCGCUACUGCGACGGCCGCCUCGUCAUUGAUUUCAUAGCCCAAAGCCUUGGAUUACCUUAUCUUAGCGCUUAUCUCAAUGCAUUGGGAGCCAAUUUCAGUCAUGGAGCCAAUUUUGCGACCGCUGGCUCAACUGUUAGGCCACAAAACAGGACUCUUCAGCAGAGUGGAUUUAGCCCCAUUUCGCUCGAUGUUCAGUACAAUGAAUUCUAUGACUUUCGUCGUAGAUCUCAGACCGUUCGUAAUCGACUGGGUGGGUUUUUUAAGCCAUUGUUGCCUAAGGAAACGAGCUUCGGUCGGGCACUGUACACGUUUGAUAUUGGUCAGAACGAUUUGACAAGUGGUUACUUCGCCAAUAUGACAGUCAAACAAGUUCGAGAUUACAUCCCUCAAGUGCUCGGCCAGUUCUCCACUAUUGUCAAGUGGGUGCACAGUCAAGGAGGAAGGUUCUUCUGGAUCCAUAACACAGGCCCGGUGGGGUGCCUUCCAUAUGUAUUGGACCGAAUGCCCGUUUCACCCUCCGACUACGACCAAUAUGGAUGUGCCAUUCCUUUCAAUGACUUGGCUCAAACUUUCAACCGUGGUCUCAAGGAUGCUGUGGUUAAGCUUCGCGCCGCCUUGCCUGAUGCCGCCCUCACCUACGUUGAUAUCUACUCCCUCAAAUACGACCUUGUUAGCCAACAUAAAAAACAUGGGUUCGAGUUUCCUUUGAGAACGUGUUGUGGGCAUGGUGGAAAGUACAACUUCAAUGUGAAGCUUGGAUGUGCGGGAAAGAAACGGAUGAAUGGGAAAGAUGUUUUGAUUGGAAAAGCUUGCGAAAAGCCAGAAGUGUAUGUGAAUUGGGACGGUGUUCAUUAUACUCAGGCCGCUAACAAAUGGAUCUUCAAUCAGAUUAAAACGGGUGCUUAUUCAGAUCCACCCAUCCCUUUGGAGAUGGCUUGUCAUAGAGCCUAAUUUAAUCCUAUCUCGUUACUAUGAUACUGUAGUUGUUGCUUUCUGCAAUCCACGAUCCCAUUUGAAGGGCUGGACACGAACAAUCUUAUCUUAUCUAAGUCGGAGUUUACCCUUGCAUUUCA
Cucurbita pepo subsp. pepo (vegetable marrow) is the source of this 1323-nucleotide messenger RNA. Its product is annotated as GDSL-like Lipase/Acylhydrolase superfamily protein. The record is from RefSeq and is a predicted model, not a curated record. Lineage: Eukaryota; Viridiplantae; Streptophyta; Magnoliopsida; Cucurbitales; Cucurbitaceae. Gene Ontology annotation, molecular function: hydrolase activity, acting on ester bonds.